AUGAGUUCUUUCGAUUCUGAAGACGGCCUCCCCGAACUUCCUGCGGCGGCAGCCAAGAGCCCGCCGUCCGAGGCCAUCGGCGCCGUCAGGAUAGAGACUCAGACCGUCCAGGCCGAGCUCGAGCCGGUGGCGCCGCAAAAUCUUGACCAGGCGCCCGCUGGCGAUGGCCUCGAUGUCGUCGAGCCACCUGUCCUGACGGCCUCCGUAGAGCCGGAUCCACGGCGGGAAUUCGACCUGGCACUCGACGUGCUCGAACGCCUGCGCACCCGCUUGCGCGCCCAGGUCCUGGGCCGCGACGAGGUCAUCGACUUGGUGUUGGUCGCCUUGCUGAGCGAUGGCCAUGUGUUGCUCGAGGACUACCCGGGCUCGGGCAAGACCACCCUGGCAAAGGCGCUCGGCCUGUCGAUUGUCGAUCCGCACGGGGCUAGCGAAGAAGAGGAGGAAGCCUCCAUCGCCAGCUUCCGGCGCAUUCAGUUCACCCCUGACCUAUUGCCGUCCGACGUCACUGGCGUGUCGGUGUUCGACGCCGCCAGUCAGACCUUCGAGUUUCGCCGUGGGCCGAUCUUCGCUCACGUGGUGUUGGCCGAUGAGAUCAACCGCACCUCGCCCAAGGUGCAGUCGGCAAUGCUCGAAGCCAUGGCCGAGAAGCAAGUCACGGUCGACAACGUCACCCACGUGCUCGACGAUUUGUUCUUCGUCAUCGCCACCCAAAACCCGCUCGACUUGGCCGGCACCUACCCGCUGCCAGCGCCGCAGCUCGAUCGGUUUUUGUUCAAGAUUCGUAUGGAUCACAUCGACCGGGAGCCCGAGAUCGAAGUCCUGCGCACCUACCGCCAGCGACGCGAACUCGACCGUGCCGACCUGCCCAAGGUCAGUCGCCGCGAGGUGCUGGCGGCGCGGCGGGCGAUCGAAGAAGGAGUGGCUCUGGACGACGCGGUCAAAGAAUGCCUGGUCGACAUCUCGCGCAACAUCCGCGCUGACGAACGGGUGUUGUUGGGCAACUCGACCCGUAGCCUGGUCUUGCUAUUGCCGGCUUUGCAGGCGCGAGCGGCUCUGUCCGGCCGCGAUUGGGUUGGCAGCGACGACAUCCAAGCACUGGCGCCGCGGGUCUUCGGCCAUCGGCUGGACCUGGCACCCGGGGUCACUGAGCUCGACGAGGUGCUCGCCGAGGCGAUGGCAGAGCCGCUCGAGGGGCUCGCCCGCGGAACCUUGCGGCGGCGUUGA
Messenger RNA from Nerophis lumbriciformis (worm pipefish), 1224 nucleotides. The record is from RefSeq and is a predicted model, not a curated record. Lineage: Eukaryota; Metazoa; Chordata; Actinopteri; Syngnathiformes; Syngnathidae.